AUGAAGUCCGUCGCUGAUGAACUGAAAGAGUUCAUGGAUAAGAUGAAAAAAGCUACUGAAAAGCUAAAAGAGUUUGGGCUCGAAAAGAUAAAGAUAGUCGAUACACUUUUCAAGAACCAGCUGUUCGAAAAGUAUGAAAGCUACAUGAGAUCGGCCUUCGGUAGCAAGUCGGAUAUGGUCGUGAUCAAAAUGUUAGAGGACAACCUCGGCGACACGAUUGUUGCAAAGCAGAUUGCCGCGGGAAUUGUUAAGCCUGGAGCUGAACUGAUGGCGGAAUGGCGAACGAAACAAUUCAAGCUGUGGCUGAUAGAGGGCAAACAGCCGGACGACGUCAAGUCAAAGAGUAAAGCCAACGCCGCCGACGAGCUGCUGAAGCAAGUUUGGCGUGCCUACGAAAUAUUUCAUGGCAAACGUAAGGUGACGUAA
Messenger RNA from Peronospora belbahrii, 426 nucleotides. The record is from the annotation of a GenBank genome assembly. NCBI's taxonomy places the organism in Eukaryota, Oomycota, Peronosporomycetes, Peronosporales, Peronosporaceae.